Molecule: messenger RNA, 1006 nt
Organism: Pistacia vera
Lineage: Eukaryota; Viridiplantae; Streptophyta; Magnoliopsida; Sapindales; Anacardiaceae
Product: ras-related protein Rab11C
Exons: 3
Coding region: 170-820 (216 amino acids)
Cellular component (GO): endosome
Molecular function (GO): GTPase activity; GTP binding
Source: RefSeq, a predicted model, not a curated record
AAUUACUCCCCCUGUCUCUCUCUCUCAUUGGACUCAGUCCCUGCAAUUCCUCCAAUUACCGUACCGAAAGUCGCAUUUCUCUUUCUCUCUUCUCGAUCUAUCCGCCUGUGACUGAAAUUUGUUUGUUUUUACAGGUGUUCAAAGAGAGAUCGGAGAGGGAGAGGCUGUGAUGGCGAGUAGAGUUGAUCACGAGUACGAUUAUUUGUUCAAGAUCGUGUUGAUCGGCGACUCUGGUGUGGGGAAAUCAAAUAUUCUUUCGAGGUUUACGAGGAAUGAGUUUUGCUUGGAAUCUAAAUCCACUAUCGGUGUUGAGUUCGCCACCAGAACUCUUCAGGUAGAAGGAAAGACAGUUAAAGCACAGAUUUGGGACACAGCAGGGCAGGAGCGAUACCGAGCAAUCACCAGUGCUUACUACAGAGGAGCUGUUGGUGCCCUCCUUGUCUAUGACAUAACCAAGAGGCAAACUUUUGACAAUGUCCAGAGGUGGCUCCGUGAAUUGAGAGAUCAUGCUGAUUCUAACAUUGUGAUAAUGAUGGCUGGGAAUAAGUCUGACUUAAAUCAUCUUAGAGCUGUUCCAGAGGAGGAUGGGCAUUCCUUGGCUGAGAAGGAAGGUCUCUCAUUUCUUGAGACAUCUGCACUGGAAUCGACCAAUGUUGAGAAGGCAUUUCAGACAAUUUUGACGGAGAUUUACCAUAUCAUAAGCAAAAAAGCAUUGGCAGCCCAGCAGGCAACUGCUACUACCACUGUUCCCGGCCAAGGAACCACUAUUAAUGUCGGGGACUCAUCAGGGAAUGUGAAAAAAGGUUGCUGUUCUACUUAAGAUGAUGUGGAUAUUUGAGGAAGGAAACAGAAUUACUACCAAGCAGACAAUUUUCUUUUUCAUGUUUUUUUUUUUUUUUUUUUUUUUUUUGAAUCUUUGGCUGAGAGAGAGACAUGUAGAAUACAUUUUUACUUGAUUGAGUUGUGAUAAGGAAGCUUGUGAAAUUUAAUUAGGUAAUUCAGCCUU